GCCCCCCCCCCCCCCCCGUCGCGCCCUCACCUCGCCGCGACAACCGCUACCGCCGCCGCGCAAAACCCCGUCCCACACCCCAGCGCCCAACCCCUAUCCACCCCAACCAGAUCGAUCGGCGGCACCUUCUGCUCCCAAUCCCGCGGCAUCGCCCCUGAGUCUCCCACCGCUGAAGCCCACACCGAGUUCCUCCUCCUCCUCCUCGUCUGCCGCUGCCGUCGCCUCCCGCCGAAGGACGCAUGCUACGAGGCUCGGUUCUCGCGUACUUUCUCCGCUGAUCCCGUCUGCUGCUCCUGGACUGGCGCGGACAUCCGGAAGGGACGCGAUCCCUUUUGCUGGCUACUGCAGUUUUUGAUACAUAUCCACCUUUCAAUGCAUCGUGUCGGGAGUGCUGGAAACACGGCCGGUUCAAGUCGACCGAGAAAGGAGAAGCGCUUCACAUAUGUGCUCAAUGAUGCUGAUAAUAAAAAGCAUUGUGCUGGAAUCAACUGCUUAUCGUACCUGAAUGCUUCUGCUUCUGGUACAAGUGAUUAUCUUUUUACUGGGAGUCGCGAUGGUACCUUGAAGAGAUGGGAAUACCAAAAUGGGGAUGCAAACUUUUCAGCAACCUUUGAGUCACAUGUUGAUUGGGUUAACGAUGCCAUUAUUGUUGGCCAAAAUCUUGUUUCCUGUUCCUCAGACACCACAUUAAAGGUGUGGAAUUGCUUAGCAGAUGGUGCUUGUACCAAGACGCUCCGCCAGCAUUCUGAUUAUGUGAUAUGUCUUGCUGCGGCUGAAAAGAAUAACAAUAUUGUAGCCUCUGGUGGCCUUGGUGGUGAGGUCUUCAUAUGGGAUCUUGAUGCUGCUAUUGCACCUAUAGCCAAAUCUGUAGAUGCAAAAGAGGAUGAGGUUCCUAACGGAAGCUCUGGACCUGCUUUGUCAACCUUGUGCAAUGUAAAUUCUAGUGGCAACAUUGUUUCUACCAAUGGAAAAUCACAUGGGUACAGUCCAAUUGCUGCCAAAGGUCAUAAGGAUUCAGUUUAUGCAUUGGAUAUGAAUGAUACAGGGACAUUGCUUGUCUCUGGUGGUACUGAAAAGGUUGUUCGUGUUUGGGAUCCCAGGACAGGUUCUAAGAACAUGAAAUUGAGAGGGCACACUGACAAUAUCAGGGCUUUGCUUAUUGAUUCCACUGGAAGGUAUUGUCUAUCAGGCUCAUCUGACUCAAUGAUAAGACUAUGGGAUCUAGGACAGCAACGCUGUGUGCAUUCUUAUGCCGUUCACACUGAUUCCGUUUGGGCGCUCGCAAGCACCCCUUCAUUUGGUCAUGUUUAUAGUGGUGGAAGAGAUCAGUCCGUGUACCUGACAGACCUCUCCACACGAGAGAGUGUUUUACUAUGCACAAAUGAACACCCAAUCCUACAGUUGUCCUUGCAAGAUGAUACAAUAUGGGUUGCAACAACUGAUUCUUCUGUUUAUGGAUGGCCAGCUGAAGGGCAAACCCCACAAAAGGUUUUUCAAAAGGGCGGCUCAUUCUUAGCUGGGAAUUUGUCAUUCUCAAGAGCAAGAGCUUCUUUAGAAGGAUCAGCACCUGUGCCUGUAUACAAAGAGCCAUCUUUCACUAUUCCUGGAGUUCCAGCUAUAGUUCAACAUGAGAUCAUGAAUAAUAGAAGGCAUGUCCUGACAAAGGAUACUGUUGGUUCUGUCAAAUUAUGGGAGAUUACUCGAGGAGCUGUUAUCGAAGAUUUUGGCAAGGUUUCGUUUGAUGAUAAGAAAAAGGAGUUAUUUGAGAUGGUUAGCAUACCUGCAUGGUUCACCAUGGACGCUCGAUUGGGGUGCCUGUCUGUUCACCUGGAUACUCCACAAUGCUUUUCCGCAGAAAUAUAUGCGGUUGAUUUGAAUGUUACUGGAGCACAGGAAGAUCUUAAGAUUAAUUUGGCUCAUGAGACUCUUCGUGGUUUGUUAGUUCAUUGGAGUAAACGAAGGCCGAAACCAGGCCCACACAGCUUGUCCAAUGGUGAUUCUUCAAUAGGGAAAGAUGUAUCAUUGAAAAUUUUGCCACAUUCAAGAUCUGACGUCGACGAUGGAAGCGAAAACCAUGCAAAUAAUGUGCUUCCUUCGUUUGAGUUCUCCACGGUUUCGCCUCCAUCAAUUAUCACGGAAAGUUCUAGUGGAGGGCCUUGGAGAAAGAGAAUUACCGAUUUGGAUGGAACCGAGGAUGAUUUGCCAUGGUGGUGCGUGGACUGUGCUGAGAACGGCCGAUUUCCAAAAGAGAACACAAAGUGCGGCUUUUAUUUGCAUCCGGCCGAAGGCUCACCUGCACCAAACAUAACGCAAGGGAAACUCAGCGCCCCACGGAUAUUGCGAGUUCUCAAAGUUGCUAACUAUGUUGUUGAGAAGCUUGUUCUUGAGAAACCAUUGGAUGGAAGUCCGGACAGCACAUUUGCCAUGGGUUUGACCUCUGGCACAUCAGCCCUAGAUAGUUCUUCCCGGCUUGGACUAAAGCCAUGGCAAAAACUGAAACCUUCUGUUGAGAUAUUGUGCAACAACCAGCAGGUUCUGUCACCUGAGAUGAGUUUGGCGACAGUGCGGACAUAUAUUUGGAAGAAGCCGGAGGAUUUGAUUCUUAAUUACAGAGUGGUCCAAUCAAGAUAAUUGCAACCUACUCCCUCCGUUCCUAAAUACUUGUCUUUCUAGGCAUUUCAACAAGUGACUACAUACGGAGCAAAAUGAGUGAAUCUACACUCUAAAAUAUGUCUACAUACAUCCGUAUGUAGUAGUCAUUUGAAAUGUCUAGAAAGACAAAUAGGAACGGAGGGAGUAAAAUACAUCCGCUCGUUUGGUUCACCAUAGGUGCUGAGCAUAUCUGCAUUGGAGAUGGCAUCGUUGAAGAUAACCAUAUGACCUAUAGGAUGCGAGUGUUCCAUUCUUGUGCUGCUCUUUGGUGCCGUUCCCAGAACUACAGCAACUUAAUUCCUCCUCUGUAAAGUUUUUCUGUGAAUCUUGUAUCUCCAGGCUUCUAGUGAGAUUGUAUCAUAGCACAGGUGUAAUGAUCUGCUAGCUACCAGGCUUGUAUAUCUAGAGAUUUGGAUUUCUCAAUAAAGCUUCUAAAUGGGAUAAAAGAAAUUAUUUCUUCCCCCUCCACGUACAAAAUGAUUUGAUUGUAAGAAAACAUUUUUUUUCUGCUUUGGACUUAACCCUGUUUCCAUCUUCUUGGGAUGAGGUGUAAGAGAAUAAAAUUAUUCCAGUUGGCCUGCUGUUU
This is a messenger RNA of Triticum aestivum (bread wheat), 3238 nucleotides long. Its product is annotated as WD repeat-containing protein 48. The record is from RefSeq and is a predicted model, not a curated record. Gene Ontology annotation, molecular function: ubiquitin binding. Gene Ontology annotation, biological process: double-strand break repair via homologous recombination. The transcript has 18 exons. Lineage: Eukaryota; Viridiplantae; Streptophyta; Magnoliopsida; Poales; Poaceae. The coding region runs from base 373 to 2631 and encodes 752 amino acids.